CGGUGCCGUAUAUGCCACCUGACGUACCUGUCUCAAGUAGCAAGCAAUGGAGACUCAAGGUGUUCUGCUUCUGCUUCUUUUAUUGUGUGCUGUGUCCACCUGCUGGGGACAGCAAGCCACCUGUCCUGACCUCACUGUACCAGCCAAUGGAGUGAUUAUCUACAGCUCUAGUACCUCACCACGCCCUCAGGGAACACUGGCUACACAGAGCUGCUUGAAUGGAUACGUACCCUCCAUUACCAGCACUGCUACCAGAGUGUGUCUAUCUAACAGAUUGUGGACUGGAACAGCUCUCACUUGUGAAGCGGCCAUCUGUCCUGACCUUAUUGUACCAACCAAUGGAGUGGUCAUCUACAGUCCAGCUACCACCACCAGACUAGAGGGAACCAUGGCUACACAGAUCUGCUUGAAUGGAUACGUACCCUCCACUACUAGCACUGCUACCAGAGUGUGUAGAGCUGACAGAUUGUGGAGUGGAGCAGCGGUCACUUGUCAAUUACCUCCUGUCUACGUCUCCAUGGGAACCACCAACUAUGCUGUUAUGAACUCACAGGUUGCCAUAGACACCAUCGGAGAUACCACUGAGACAGCAUUGACUUGCAGAACUGACUCAACUAUUUGCUGUACAGGACAAGAUAAUCCCAAUAGUCCCAAUGGAUUAGGAGAUUGGCUACUACCGAAUGGAACAUCUGUCACAAGGAAUCAGGACAUUACUGAUUCAGACACUGAUCUACUGUACAGAAGUCGAGAUACUGGUUCACUCAGACUCCAUCGUCGAGGGUCUGUGUCAGGCCCCACUGGCUCCUACUGCUGUGUGAUUCCUGACAAUACUGGAGUAGAUGUGACAUUCUGUGUGCAGUUAGUGACUGAAGUCAUCACUACCUCUCCUCCCAUUACAACCUCUACUGCUGAGAGCUCUCUCUGUCAGUGUGACAACACUGGUGCUGUGGUGGGAGGAGUGGUGGCCCUGGUAGCAGUGAUUGCAGUGACUGUAGUGAUGGUGACCUACCUAGUGCUCCGAUACAAGAGAGGAGGGAAAUUGACUGUUCCUCAAGAUAUCUCCCUUACUGACCAGGGUCAAAGUGCAGCCGCUACCUACGAGAUCGUCCCUGCCACUUAUGAGGAGAUCCCAGCCUCCAGAGAGGUCAAAGGUGACUACAGCUACACACAGAACAAUGCCUACUCGACUGUGAAUGGACGGGAGGCUCCCGCUGCUGGAGGAAUACAAUAACUGAACUAUCACACGAUUUAUUAAAUGUCUCGUUUAGUUUGUAUUUUUACUUGAUGCAGAGCAUGUAGAUAUUAUUAAGAUAUAUAUUAUUAUACGUACUUCAUCAGCCCCUCUCCUUUUCACUGCGUUUUUCACCUCAUGACGUUUAGUACAACGUUAUUUUACAGUUGAUAAAAG
Molecule: messenger RNA, 1408 nt
Organism: Halichondria panicea
Lineage: Eukaryota; Metazoa; Porifera; Demospongiae; Suberitida; Halichondriidae
Exons: 7
Coding region: 47-1231 (394 amino acids)
Source: RefSeq, a predicted model, not a curated record